AUGAUGGCCUUCUCCAUUUCGGGUUUGCCGCGCCUCGACUCGGGGGCUCUGCCCGGGGCGGCAGGCCUCAAGGACGAGCAAUCUGGGAAGCGCGGGGGAAUUUCUUCUGUUUUUUCUGCGUUUCUCGCCCUCUUCUCCGCGUCCUCCUUUCCGCCGCGCCGAGGCGCGAUGCUUCGCGUGCAGCGCAUCCUGAUGUUUGCUGUCUUCUGGCUGCUGCUGCUGGCUGUGUUUUCGCCGUCGUCGCCAUGGCCGUCGCCGGCGUUUUCGUCGCUUCCCUUUGUCUUCUCGCCGUCAUUUCGCGUGCCCCAGGGCGGCUCACGGAUCCUGGCCUCGCUCCUCGCAGUCGAUGAGGGCGCCGGCUUCGCGGCGCCGCGCGCUCGGCAGGUGCUGAAGACGCUCUCGCGAGAUGACGCGGCGGCCUUCCUGCGCGGCGACGCCUCGCUCGGCGCCGGCGAUUCCCCCCCGCUCUCGUUCGCCUCGUGGGCGUGGCUGCCGGCGGGGAGUCUUCCUGGCAUUCAGUUCUCGGCGGCGAUCGAGCGCGACAAGUUCAAGCUGAGCUGCACGCAGGCCUCCUUCUGCCACCGCUAUCUGCACUGGGUAGAUCUGUUUGCGAAGAAGCUCCCGCGGGCGUCGGUCUCCGCGCCGCCGCUCUACGCCGUGGAUCCCAAGAGCCUGCCUCGCCCCACCUGGAAGAGGCGGGAGGAAGGAGGCUCGGCGCGCGCCGGCGGCGACCGGGGCGGCGACCAGGGCGACGACUCCGACCGCCAGGAGGGCGAGGAGGGCGGCGGGGGGCCGCACGCCGACGGCGGUCGCGGCGCGGACGAGACCCGCGGGUCUCGGGGCCAGGCCCCGGCGCAAGGCGUCGACGAGGGGACUCGGGGGGGCGACGGCCUGCGCCUGGAGGCGCGCCUCUACGUCUUUCGGCACGGCAUCGUGCGGCUGAAGAUGCGCGAAAAGCUGACCGCGCAGCAACUGGAGCGCGAGCGCGAGGGCGAGUUGAGCGCCCAGGAGCGUCGAGAGAAAGAGGCGAUGCAGCGGGAGCCGCAGGACGCGCACGCGCCCGUCUUUCGCCUGGAAGGACGCUACCGGCGCUACGACGGAUACACGGCGGACAUCCUGCUGCUUGAAGAAGAUCCCGCAGAGGGCACGGAGGAGGAAGCGAAAGUCUCGUACUCGGGCAACACGACGGUCGUUGAGUUCGUCGCGAACCCGCCAGCCUCCUCGCACGCGGACAUCCCCGCCUCCUUCUUCGAAUCGAAGCCUGCCGAGACCCGCACUGAGACGAAGUCUGAGAAGAAAGCCGACGAGGAGGGCAGCGGGAAGGCCCGCGGAAGCAGCUGCGGACCCGUGCCGGUCUUCUCGCCGUCGUUCAUGGCCUUCGGCGCAGACCGCGCGCCGGGGGCGGGGAAGGCCUCCGAGCCGGCGUCGCCCGCCUCGCCUGGUCCCGCCUCACCGUGUCCCGCCUCCUCGGGGUCCUCUUCUGCGGCCUCGCCGGCCUUCGACGCGCCGCUGGAAGGCCAGGGACUGCCGGUGCGCGUGGUGCUGCAGCACGCACCCUUUGCGCUGCGGAUCUACCUCCACAGCCAGCUGGUGCAGGAGGUGAAUGAGAAGCAGCUGCUCAACUGGGAGGCGUUUCUGCCGGUGCACGCGAAAACGCGUGCGGCGGCGGAGGCGGAGGGGCGCCAGCAGCUGGAGGAGCGCUUGCGGCGCGAGCCGGGCGAGAAGCUGCCAAAUGCGAUGGCGAACUCGACGUCGCAGGUGGAGCCCGCGCAGCAGGACGCGGAGGCAGCGCGCGUGGCAGAGCUCGCGAGCGCAGCGGGGGUCGACUUGACGGAGAAGCUCAAGGGCCUGCGCGGCAUCGAGUGGCGCAUCGGCGAACCGCUCGGCGACGACUUGGACGAAGAACGCGAAGUGGUCAACGACAUCAUCGUGCCGCUUCUGCACGCCGGCAGCAUCCACGACGCCGUGGAUCUCUACCGACAGGGAGCCAACGAAGAAGCGUUUGACCGCUUCCUCGACAGCAAACCCUUCGGCCCCACAGCCAUCGGCGUCGACGUGACCUUCUGGGGGGCUAGCCAAGUCUACGGGCUCUUUGAGCACGCCGCCCCCUUCCCGCUCAAAAGCUACACCGAGCCCUACCGGAUGUAUAACUUGGAUGUCUUCAACUACGAACUCGACAGCCCGUUCAGCACCUACGGCAGCAUGCCCUUCAUGAUAGCCCUCCACACCGCGCAGGGCGGCGGCGCGCCGCGCGCUGCGCCGCCGCGGCGGACGACGACGCAUCUCGGCGACGACUUGUCUGAGAACGUCGCUUCCUCGCGCCGGCGCAGCAGCGUGAGCAGCGCGGGCUCCUUCUUCGAGGGCGACGAAAGCAGCCGACCUGGCGCCGCGCUGGCAACCGGAUUCCUCUUCCUCAACCCCACCGAGAUGUGGACGAAGAUCCGCUACGACCGCGGCGGAGAAGACCUCCCCGAGAGCUACGCGGGCCUGAACGAAGAGGAAGACGAAACACGCGAUCCGACUGCGCGCCGCCAAAAGAGAUCGCGCCACCGGAUGUACCAGACUUUUGCGUCGCGGGAGUCGCUCGACUGGAGCGUCACAGAGCAGCACCGGAAGCGCAGAAGCAGGUUCGAGGCCCUGCGCACGUGGUGGACGGCCGAGGGCGGCGACCUCGAUCUGCUCAUGUUCCUAGGCCCAUCACCGCAGGACGUCCAGCGCCAGUACCACAUCGCCACAGGGCUGCCGGCUAUGGCUCCUCUCUUCGCGCUCGGGAAGCACCAGUGCAGAUGGAAUUACAACGACCAGGAAGACGUGCUGAGCGUGGACCGCGGCUUCGACACGCACAACAUCCCGUACGAUGUGAUCUGGAUAGACAUCGAGCACACGAUUGAAAAAAGGUACUUCACCUGGGAUCCGAAGACCUUCCCCUCACCGCAGCAGAUGAUUGAAGACAUCGCCGCCAAAGACCGCAAAGUGGUAACGAUCGUGGAUCCGCACAUCAAAGCUGUUCCAGACUACUACGUUUAUCGAGAAGCACUCGAAAACAACUUCCUCGUCAGAAACCCAGCAGGGGGCAUCUUCCACGGGCACUGCUGGCCAGGCGACUCGGCCUAUGCGGACUUCAUCAAUCCACACGUGCGGAAGUGGUGGCAGGGCCUGUUCAGCUACGAGCGAUACAAAUAUUCCACGCCAGACCUCUGGGUGUGGAACGACAUGAAUGAGCCUUCAGUCUUCAGCGGUCCCGAGCUCUCGAUGCCGAAAGACCUGCUCCACAUGGACGGGCGGCUUGAGCACCGUGAGAUUCACAACCUGUAUGGGCAUUACCAUCACCGGAGCACGUACGAGGGCUUGAUGACCCGCGGACAGGGCAAGCAGCGCCCCUUCGUCCUCACUAGAGCGACGUUCAUCGGCUCGCACCGCUUCGGCUUCGUCUGGACAGGCGACAACCGCGCAGAGUGGACGCAUCUCGCCGCAUCGAUUCCGAUGAUUCUCAGCGCCGCCGUCUGCGGCAUGUCUGCCGUCGGCGCCGACGUUGACGGCUUCUUUGCAGACACGUCGGAGGAGCUGCACAUCCGCUGGCAGCAGGCAGGCAUCUUUUACCCCUUUUAUCGCUCGCACGCGCACAUGGACACGAAGCGCCGCGAGCCAUGGCUUUUCAGUCAACAGGCAAUCGACAUCGUCCGCGAAGCAGUCCUCGUCCGCUACAAAAUGCUCCCCUUCUGGUACACGCUUUUCGCAGAGUACUCUCUGUACGGCGACCCUGUCGUCAGGCCGCUUUGGUGGCUCGACCCGCUGUCGCCACAGAUGCAACAGGAGCAGCAGUCGUUCCUCGUUGGGGCGGAACUUCUCGUUCACCCGAUCGUGCGUCCGAUGGAGGAAGACCAGAAAGACAGCUUCGAAAUCGACAUCGCCGUUCCCCGCGACGGCGGAAACGUGUGGAUCGACUUUUGGACAGGGCUGCCGUUCUUCCUUUCGAGCGCAGGCUUCGAAGCGACGUUCAAGUAUGGUGUCUCGCUGAGAACCAUUCCAGUUCUCGUCCGUGGAGGAUCGAUUCUCUUCACGAAGGAGCGCCUGAAGCGGUCAUCCACCAACAUGUACCAUUCCCCCUACACGGUUCACAUCUAUCCGUCUGCGCCUGAGGACGGCGAGUCGGCCGCCACCGCGUCUGGACGCCUGUACGUUGACGACUACAACUCGUUCGAGUAUCUGUCUGGGAAGUUCGUCUACGAGCGCUUCGUCUAUUACCCCGAGGCGAGCGAGGCGAGCCAAAAGAAGACGUGGAUUCUGCGCUCCCACGCGCUGCCGGUUCAAAGCCUCGACUCGAGAGAAGGGCCGAUGAACGGCACUUACAGGGACUUCCCCCACAGAGAAAUCGAGCGCAUCGUCCUCUGGUCGCUGCCGAGUCCACCCACGCGGGUGGCGACGCGUCGGGCGUCGCGGCCGCGCGUCGAGGAGGCCUCCGAGAAAGACGUCGAGAUGCAGCCCGAGCGUGAGGAGGAAGAACUUCUCUUCUCUGUCGAGGAGAUCUUCGCGCCGCUUCACCUCACGCAGAGCGACGUCUUGGAGGGGCAGACCUUCUACCGCGUCGAUGUGAAGCUGCCGAAAAUUGAGGUCGGCGCCAACGACUGGGAAGUUCUCUUCACGUUCUGA
This is a messenger RNA of Besnoitia besnoiti, 4650 nucleotides long. RefSeq names its product glycosyl hydrolase, family 31 protein. The transcript is spliced from 16 exons. Bases 1 to 4650 code for a protein of 1549 amino acids. Lineage: Eukaryota; Apicomplexa; Conoidasida; Eucoccidiorida; Sarcocystidae. Gene Ontology annotation, molecular function: alpha-glucosidase activity. The record is from RefSeq and is a predicted model, not a curated record. Gene Ontology annotation, biological process: N-glycan processing; carbohydrate metabolic process.